Molecule: messenger RNA, 696 nt
Organism: Nicotiana tabacum (common tobacco)
Lineage: Eukaryota; Viridiplantae; Streptophyta; Magnoliopsida; Solanales; Solanaceae
Source: RefSeq, a predicted model, not a curated record
AUGGCGAAAAAGGGAAGCAUAUUCAAGAGAUCGUCAAGAGGAACAAUACUUAACAAUAAAUCCAAGGAAGUGGAACCACCAAUCAUGGCUGAUAAUGAACAAAUCCAUGAGGAAAAUAGAGACAACGACGAGGAGGAGGAGAGGGAGGUCAUUAAUAAUGCAGCUUAUAUACUUUUAUCAAUGAAACACCAUGUUUUGAAAGAGGAAGAUGCUAUUUUACUCCAAAACAUGCUAAGCAAAAGAUUGCCAAGAAUUCCACCUAUUCAAAGUUUAAGAGGAAUCAUUGGAAUAUGCAGUGAACCCUUCGAAAAGCACUUGACACACACAGAUUUAAGCGAUAAUUUUAACAGGCUUUCUUUGAACAGAGACAAAGUCAUAGCUUUUAUAUUGCCAAUGUUGCAAGAACAUGAAGAUGUUUAUGAUAGUAAAGGAAUACAAGUGACUACUUAUGGUCCAGACGGGGUUGCAUACGAUAUGAUAUUCAAGUCUUGGGCAGAUUCUAAGCUUUAUGUGCUUAAUUCAGGUUGGAAGAAGUUCUAUAGAUCUUACGGUUUGCAUGAACAUAACGACUAUUGGGCAACUGUUUGGAUGUUUCGUCAUAGAUUAACUGACAAGCCUUGUUUUGCACUCACUUGGAAGCAUGAUCCGAUCAGAUCGCCAUUGCCCAGGUCCAAGAACAAUAACAGAAAGUCAUGA